AGACACACCCAACUACGUACAACUCAAGUACACACAGGAAAAACUGAAAAAGUCGCUUCUUGAAAUCACAAGUCUGAAACCAAUUUUACUCCGUUUACUGACAUAAGUUUGUCGUAAGUUGUGGUAGAUUGGCUGCUCAGACUGACUUUUUUUGGGUCAUAUCGUUUUAUAAUUUUAUUUUUUGGACCUAGCCUCACUGUUAUUUAUCUCGAAUUCAUUAGAUUUGUUUGACCCUCUACCUAGAACACACAAAACUUAGAUACUGAAAAAUUUACUGUACUAGCGUCAGAAGUUUAUCAGGAUAAACAACCUAAACUAUCAGGAUAAACGCGAGACACAGAAGAAUAACAAGAAGCGAUAUUGAAGAAGUUCUACAGAAAGUACUAGAAGACCUCUCGCUGUCCGCUUAAAUUAGUUACAAAACAGACGUUUUCCAGAACUAGACAAAAUGGUGGCUCUUUUUUCAAACAAGAGAGGUUUCGCGGCUGGUGCUCUGCUGGCUGCCGUCUUGAACAGCGAGGGCGCCGCGGCGCAGCCGAGAUUAUGGAGAGGGCGUGCUGAUGCUGACACAUGUGGCACUGAGUUGAGCUAUUGGCCUCGCGGUUGGGAGCGCAUGGGUGAGAAUGAGUGGAACCGUCAAAAGUUUGCUUUGGUUUCUGGAGCCGAUGCUUCCCCGCUCAGAGUCAUAGUGCCAGCGAUCGGCCAAGAUUCGCUCACGCUGGCGGAGCGCUCGGCACAAAAUGGAGCGGUGGUCACGGGGCCGACCUUUUUCAAGGGAACCAACGAAGAAGACUUCCUGCAGAAUUUCGCACAUGGCCUGGUCGAUAACAGGGUGGAUCCACGAAAGGUGGGGAUCGUGGUCCCCGCAAACCAUGGUUUGCCCGGAGGUAAAACCAGUAUCAUUCCGAAGCCGGACCGUUUCCGCGGUGUCGCCUACCGCUUCCCGUUGAACACGGAGCAGAUCAAGAUCAACCGAGAGCACGGGGGGGAAGAGUCGCUCCUGAGCAACUGGUACGUCCACUCCGCCAGAGGAUUGGCCACCGACCCCAUCGCGAAAGCCAAAAUGAUUGCGAUGUAUCAGAAGACGCUUAUGGGUGCAUGGGGAAUGAAAACGAACACGCCAGGCGAUAACCGCACUAUCCAGCAAAUGGACUACACGACCACCACCAAUCCCUACUCCUUUGCGGACUGUUGGGUCCUGGCAAACCCGCGUCUCGGACGGCAGAAAAAUGGGCGUUACGUGGACAUUGCCUCUGGGGGCAGGCAGUUCGGCGCUUUUCUGUUCGUUGCAGCGCCAAACGGGAACCGUGGGAACUCUGCUUGGGGCUCAAUGACGCGCACGCUGAGCACCCGCGCGCAGACGCACUUCGGCUUUUUUGAGGCUGGCGUGCAUGCGGCGAUCUCAGGCGCCAUCGACGCGGCCAUUCGUGAGCAGUUGGAGCGGGGCCGACCUCUUCGCGUGCUUUUGUUCAACAAGUUGGGUGGAGGGAUUUACUGGCCACGCAAUGUGGCGGGUGAUAAAAACUCAGGAUUCAAGAAUGGGGGCCCGACUGCUGAGUUUUACGAAAAUCUCAUCCAGCAAGUCCUUCAGGAAAGGGUGAGUGUUCAGAUCAAUGGAGUCGUUAAGAUCCUGCCGAAGGGCGCCUUCUUUGAGGCCAUCUACGUCACCGGAUUGGUGAAGGGGAACGUUGGUGCUCAACAAGGACAAAACGCUCAACAGCAAGGACAAAAGGGCCAACAGCAGCCUCCCCCGCAAAAUGAUGGACUCAGUGGCGGAGCGAUUGCAGGCAUUGUUAUCGGUAGUGUCGCGGGCGCUGGCCUAAUUGGCUUCCUCAUUUGGUGGUUUGCCAUCAAGAAGUAGAAACGACAUACACAAUGUCGUCACAGAGUAGUCCGUCAUGUUAUUUAUCGAGAAUGAAGAAACUCAUUGAUGUCGGUUGAACAUGAUUAUCCAGCAUAGAAGCACCACUUCGGAUAGGAAUACUUCUUCCUAGACACAUCAUCACGAGUUAGAACGUUCCGUAGGUCACACUCUGUCACAUCGGCGGCCAGGAGAUGAAUUAGAAGUAAAUUUGUGACUUUGCUUUUACGGGUGAGUAUGUAUCUAACGCAGUGGGAGAAACUGAUGGAAGGCCCUUAUAAUUUGCUAAAAGUAAAUGUUGAUGAAGGAUUCCUAAACCCUAGGAGUACAACGUCCGAGUCCGUCUCGAUCAAGCGGACUGAGGACAAGAAUGGGAAGAACUGCGAAAACUAUAGAUGUGAGGCGAACCGCUAUUAUUGAUUUCGCCAUUCUGUAAUGACGAUUGCAAAAGAACAGCGUUUCCUCAUGUUUGAGGAAGAACAUAAGUAAGUACUUCAUGUUUGAAGAGAAUGAAAAUAAUGUUGAAUUACAGUAAAAGCCGGAAUUAGUUUGAAGGUGGGCUCAAAAAGAGGGGAUGGCGACGGACUCGCGAAAAAUAUGCGAGUUCUUCAAAUUCACCUCGCUGGGUUCAUCAUUAUCAUCAUUAUUCUAACUAGGUGGAACACGACUGGUGUCAGGAUAUCAGUACUUUUACCUAGCACGAACUUUCAAUAAAGCCAUGUGCUCUUUUGGUUUAUUAAACAGCCUUGCAGAGACAAAAUCGUGGCCCGUAAACAACCAGAUGAAGAAGUGGAUGCUGCUGCCGCGACAACCCGAAGAAAAACAACGAGGUGACAGACUGCAUAGGCGUAAUACAGGACCACUGAAUUCGAGCUCAAAAAACUGCUUGUCAAAAACCGCUCGUAAAGGAGGAUUGAAUUUACCUAUUAAUUUUCUUACACGAUACCGC
Molecule: messenger RNA, 2810 nt
Organism: Amoebophrya sp. A25
Lineage: Eukaryota; Dinophyceae; Syndiniales; Amoebophryaceae
Source: the annotation of a GenBank genome assembly